UUUUUAAUGCACUUCCUCAAUAAUGCAGAGAACAAGUGUAAACUCUAGCUCAACAAGCGAUAUUGAGGAAAAAUUGUUCAAAGAAAAACUACCAAAUCUAAACUCGACCUUAAAAUUUGCUGCCAAGGAAUGCUGUUCAAUAUCGAAAAAAAUUCCCAUUAUAUCUUGGUUGCCCAAAUAUGAAAAGAGUUUUCUAUUAGCAGAUUUUAUAGCCGGUUUUACGGUGGGUCUAACUAUGAUACCCCAAGGCAUUGCCUAUGGUGUAGUGGCUGGUCUGGAACCACAAUAUGGUUUGUAUUCGGCGUUUAUGGGUUCAUUUAUGUAUAUAAUAUUUGGUUCCUGCAAAGAUGUUACUAUAGCCACCACUGCAAUUAUGGCAUUAAUGGUCCAUCCCUAUGCGGUCUUAAGUCCUGAAUAUACUGCUAUGAUUGCUUUUUUCACUGGAUGUAUUGUUUUAGCAUUAGGUCUCUUAAAUCUGGGGGUGCUAGUAAGAUUUAUAUCAAUACCUGUUAUUAUAGGUUUUACCACAGCGGCUGCCAUAACGAUAGCUAGUGCUCAAAUUAAUAAUAUUUUCGGUAUAAAAGCUCCUUCAAAUGAUUUGAUACCGGCUUGGCAGCAUUUCUUUACACACCUUAAUGAUAUCGGUUGGAAUGAUGCAAUAUUGGGUUUAGUUACUUUGGCCUUAUUGUUGGUUAUGAAGAAAGUCAAGGAUAUACCAUAUGGUAAUCGCACCUUUUGGAAAUAUGUUUCAUUGUCACGCAAUGCAAUGGCGGUUAUAGUUGGUACCUUUUUGGCUUAUAUCUUAAGUCGUAAGGGAACUCAACCUUUUAAGGUAACGGGUAAUAUAACUGCCGGUUUACCGCCAUUUAAAGUGCCGCUAACAGGUACUACUAUUAAUGGAACCGAAGUAACCUUAAAGGAAAUGAUGAAUACGGUGGGUGCUUCAUUUGCUGCCAUACCUUUGGUGGCCAUUUUAGAGGUGGUAGCUAUAGCUAAAGCAUUUUCCAAGGGAAAAAUCGUUAAUGCUUCACAGGAAAUGAUUGCUUUGGGUAUGUGUAAUAUAAUGGGUAGUUUUGUAUCGUCUAUGCCAGUUACCGGCUCAUUUACACGCACAGCCGUUAAUAAUGCCAGUGGUGUAAAGACAACUUUGGGCGGUUUGGUAACUGGAAGUUUGGUAUUAAUGGCUUUAGCCUUUCUAACCCAAACAUUCUAUUAUAUACCUAAAGCUACUCUGUCGGCCAUUAUAAUUGCUGCCAUGCUGUCACUGGUGGAUGUGGAGAAAAUUCAUGAUACUUGGAGAUCAAAAAAGAAAGAUUUCUUACCAUUUCUAAUAACUCUGUUUGUUUGCCUAUUUUGGAGUUUGGAAUAUGGUAUUUUAUGUGGUAUUAUCGCCAAUCUUUUCUACAUUCUAUACAGUAGUGCUAGGCCCCAACUAAGGCUAUGUAUUUAUAAGUUACUGGACUAUGAAUUUGCUAUGGUUGAUGUUAAACAAACGCUGGACUAUGCCUCAGCCGAAUAUCUAAAUGAAAAGUUGUUAAAUUUUAUUAAUUUACACCAGACACAUAAUAUACAUUUGAUCGUAAUCAAUGGUCGGGAAAUUAAUAGUAUAGAUUAUACAGUAGCUGCAAAUUUGGUGUCUUUAAGAGAAGAUUUACAAGUAUUAAACUGUGAUAUGAUCUGUUGGAAUUGGAAUAUAUCAUCGGCUGGUGUAGUUUGUCGUUUAAAUAAUAAAAUGCGUAAUAUGUUUAAAUUUCACAAAUCAUUAGAGGAAACUAUUGAAGAAUAUCGAAAAAAACCAUUGCACAAUUGGCUCUGAGGCAACAUUGUAUUCGGUGACAUACAUAAGUUCUCUUGCACUAAUGUGAAAAUAUAAGAACACGAUCUCUUAAGGAAGCGAGAAAACAAAAAUCUUACACUUUUUUUAAACAUUAUUUUGCAUUUUCGAAAUGUUUAUAAUGGCACCGAUCUUUGUAUUAAUAUUCCAUAUAUCCAUUAAUAUUAUUCUUUAAACAUUUUCAACGUUGAUAUUAUUUUUAAUAAAAAGUUAAA
Molecule: messenger RNA, 2049 nt
Organism: Lucilia cuprina (Australian sheep blowfly)
Lineage: Eukaryota; Metazoa; Arthropoda; Insecta; Diptera; Calliphoridae
Product: sodium-independent sulfate anion transporter-like
Exons: 1
Coding region: 23-1816 (597 amino acids)
Biological process (GO): transmembrane transport
Cellular component (GO): membrane
Molecular function (GO): sulfate transmembrane transporter activity
Source: RefSeq, a predicted model, not a curated record